Molecule: messenger RNA, 820 nt
Organism: Orbicella faveolata
Lineage: Eukaryota; Metazoa; Cnidaria; Anthozoa; Scleractinia; Merulinidae
Source: RefSeq, a predicted model, not a curated record
GCGCUAAUGCUAAAUAACUUUGUAAUUGGUAUACUAACUGUUUCCAUGUUUGCACACAGGAGCACUGUAGAGUUAUGCAAGCAGCGACAAAGAACUGCAGAAGAAAAACAAGAGAUGACGAGAAACACCAGAAGUCAUCUGACGGCUCAAGUAAAAAUCACUGAGAGUAGACUGGGGCAAGCUUUAGAAAAGCGCCAAAUGUUGAUGUCAGACAUCAUUGAAUGCGGCAUUCGUAAAAUGGCACUAGAAGAAAAACUGCAAGCCAUGGAAAGGAAGGCAAAUUUCUUUUGGAAUGAUCUGCAAUGCGGUGAUCCAAAGGAAAAAGCCAAAAAAUGGCGGGAAAAUCUGCGUAGAGUCCGCUCACAGAACGACAUGAGCAAGGCGGUGCCUCAGCCGCCCCUGUUUCCCAUCCUGGACUUUGAUGACGAUGAGUUCGCAAUAUGGGAGGCUUCUCGAGAAUUAAGUUGUGAUGAGGUCAUCCCAGAGACAGAAAAUUGGGAAGAAAGCGCUGCAAUUAGGGAAAUGUUCCUCGAUGACUUAAUUCCAGAGACAGAGAAUUGGGAAGAAAAUGUUCCAAUCACAAAAACUAUUGUUGAUAACGACAUUUCAGAGACAGAGAACUGGGAAGAGAGUUCUGCAAUCGCGGAAAUUUUCCUUUAAAAGGAAGCGUGAGUUGCUAUAUGUGCUUUUUUGUGAGACAAAAAAGUGAACUGUUUUAAAUGUAAUUAAGUUAUUGUUUAAGUGACACUGACAUCACUGAGAUGUUCCUCGACCUGUAUCUGAAAUGGGACAUUCCUGUUUCAAGGAAUAAAGUGAACUU